This is a messenger RNA of Uranotaenia lowii, 2895 nucleotides long. It is a transcript of the gene Spindly, whose product is annotated as protein Spindly. The transcript is spliced from 4 exons. The coding region runs from base 644 to 2653 and encodes 669 amino acids. Lineage: Eukaryota; Metazoa; Arthropoda; Insecta; Diptera; Culicidae. The record is from RefSeq and is a predicted model, not a curated record.
CCUGAAUCAAACGGGACAAGAAGGAAUUGGGGUCCCGUGAGAGGGUUGUCUUUGUAGUCAGGAAACAGGUCCCGCCAACGUUCAACUUGAUCCACUGAUCCUUCUUGCCCUGGAUCGGAUACUGCGACGAAGAGGGACCACUGUUGUUGUAAUAUCCACCGGAUGACGAAGAACCAGAACCACCUCCUCCGCCAUCACGAUAUCCGUUUAGAUUAACUGUGGCCAUUCUGUUUUCCCGAGUUCGCGCACGUUUUACUCCGGUAAAAUUUUAUUGAAAUAUUCUGAACGUACCUAAAUGCACUUCAGAUUAUGGCUCUCAAGCGAGAUAUAAUUUUCUGCCCACCGUUUACUUCCUUUCAAUUACAAACCGUUUCCUGGAAUGGCGAGGAGUUCAAGGAGCACUGAACACUUGCGUGAUGGUUUCUAAUGAGCUUCGACUGCUCAGAAAGCAUUAAAAAUUAAUUUGAUAAUCGAAAUGCACUAAUUUUACGAUUUGGAAUUGUUGAUUUGCAUCCAAAACAAAAGUGUGUCAUCGAUGUCAGAAAAAAGUUAGCAGUAGGAUUCGGCCAGUUUGGUCGAAUCCGGCCGAAACUAAAAAAUGUGGUACUAAGCCCAGUCUAGUACCACAAAUUUGUGUUCGGUAAUGAGGUACCAGAAUUUUCAAACAAUCAAAAACAGCAAGCCGCAAAAUCUAAACAUUCAUUUUUACUGGUUGAUUAAUGUGAAGUCAUCAGUUCACCCUGUUUCCAAGAUGAGUGCCAAUCAGACAAUAGUGGCGGACGUGAGCAGUUUAACGUACGACGAUCUAACGGACCAGUACAGACGGUUGGCGGAUAGCUACCGGAGUCUGAAACGGGUUCACGAGGAAGAACUGCAGGCCAAUCAUGAACUGCGCAGAAACUUACAAGCCUCAACCGAGGCGGCCAACUACCUGACGACUGAUCUGGAGCAAAUCGAUACAGUUCAUCGGGAGGAAUUGGCAAAAGUCAAGGAAAAAUGUGGCUUAUCAUUGAGCGCUCUUAAAGACGCGAAUGCGGAUCUCAAGCAGCAAAAUUGUUCUCUUGAGUCGACGGUUGAAGAAUUGCAGUCCCAAAUUCAUCAACUGAAGGAAAAAAUCGAGGAGCUUGAGUUUGCUGGACCAGCGAAUGUGGCUUCCGAAAGUGCCAAUUCCACCCUAACGUCCGAAAAAGAGAUCUUGUUGGAAAAGGAGGUUGAGGAUUUGAAGAAAAUGCUAGCUGAGCAUGCAGAUGCCAGUGCAAAAAUGUCCAUUCAACUCAGAAAGACCGAAGACGAACUGGAGAACCGUCGAGAGCAGCUGGAAUGUUCGCAAGACAAUCUGACCACGAAGAAACAAGAGUUGGAAGAGCUACGAACUUUGCUAGAAUCAACUCAAGAGGAAAACAUGAGGUUGAGUUCGGAAUUGGCAGCUUUACGUAGUGCUCCUGGAGAAGCGAAUAAGAAGGGAAAUUCCUUAUUUGCCGAAGUUGACGAUCAGCGUCAGAAAAUGAUUGAAAUGCUGCAAACCCAGAGGAAACGAUAUCAGGAGAUGAAAAAGCUACACUCUGAGAGCGAAUUUCAGAUUCGAAGAUUGACACGGGAGAACCGAGAGCUGUGUGAUGAGAUAGAAAAGUGCAGUCACUUGUUUUUGAAAGCAGAUAACAAAUUUCGGGACGAAUCGUCAAGCCAGAUCAAUUCCCUGAGGGAAGAAGUUCGGCAGCUUCAAGAACAGUUAACCUCAACCGAGCGCAAACUGAUUGACAAAUCCACCGAACAUACCAAUUGGGUUGAUCCAUUUGUGUCCUACUACAGAAAUGAAACCAGUAAUUUGAAAAACAAACUGCAACAACUGCAAAUGGAUAAAAGGCUGGCUGAUGAAAUAUGUCACGAUGCUCAGCGUGAGUUAUCUAAAUGGCGAUUUGAAGCACUCAAAUCACGUUAUGUGAUCAUAAAUCGUGAAUCUCUUCUCGAAGAACAUGGUCUAAAAUUUCAGCCUUUCGAUGCCAUCGAGCCAGGCAUUCACAUCAACGAAUUAGUAGUUUCGAACGCCAAACCGCAUGUUGGGUUCAAAUCCGCGAAAUUUGAAUCCCUUGAGAACACUUUUGAUCUCAAAGACCUGUAUUCACUUUCCGAUCUCAAACUUGACCUGAUGAUACCACCAGUCAAAAAUGACCAAAAGGAAAAUAAUCUUCCACCUCCAGCUCAGCCUGAAGUUUCCAAUCCAACACCAAAACAACCAGAGAUCAAAGAAGAAUUCAUAACACCAGCCUCAACUCCUCUCGUGACACCGAAUCAAUCUCCGAAAGCCAAUAAUAUAAAAAUAGCCGGUACUAGUAGUAGCAAAACCAAUUCAACCCUGGCUUAUCGAGAUAUUAUCUACAUACCGAAAGACGCACCGCUAUCGGGUAGUCUCAAGAAAAAACAGUUCGCUGAUAUUGUUGAUCGAAUAACAAAAUCUGAACAGAAACAUGAAAUUGUCGAAGAUAAGGAAAAUUCGUUGCAGCCCACCAACGUUGUAGGCAAUGAAGUCCAAAAAACUGAACCGACAAAGUCGUGGGGCUGGAUUUCCGAAACCCGCACCAAGAACAAUAUCGUUGUGAGGAGGUUUAAAUUUCCGACGCGCACAACUGCUCCCAGCGACACGCAGCAGGAAUAGUGUGUCGGCGGGGUACAUUCUGGAUGGAAUAUAUUUUAAAGAUUUAUUUUAGAAACUACGUACAUUUUCUCGUUGCAAUGACAUUAAAAGCCCACUCUGAAAUAUUUGAUAGAAAAAUCCUUAGAAAUGUGAGGCCAAAUGAUAUAUGUAUAACUGAUUGCUCCUAACAAUAAUGAUAAGUUUUAAUGAAUCAAUGAUUAAUCUUGUAAUAAAAAAAACGGUGCGUAUUGGAAGUUUCUAUU